ACCCGAACAUGAUUUAGUCUUCGUACAGCCUCACUCGCGUUAUCUACGUUUCACUAUUUAACGUGAGUCGGUCGUUAAUCAUUAAACUGUGUGCAACAAUUCAGACGAAGCUCUCACACAUAAUUCGAAAAACGGAGAAAAAUACUAAACCGGAAAAAUAUCAUGGCAAAAAUGUUUCUAUUAUAUCUUGCAAUAAUAAUUGGAGCAUUUUCUGAUACAACAGCAACGAAUUAUUGCAAUAUAACCUUGUGUCAAAAUGCUCAUAAUCUUCAAACGAUGUGCAUGUACCGUUCAUCAACGCCGGGGCCAAAAUGCGUACAAUGGAGUAAUCAGGGUUUGACCGAUGCUGAAAGAUCAGCUAUAGUACUAAAACAUAAUCAACUGAGGCAGAAUGUAGCGUUAGGUAAGGAACGCAGAGGAAGAAACGGUCCACAACCAGCGGCAGUUCACAUGCCAAAUUUGUCCUGGGAUAAUGAAUUAGAGACAAUUGCACAAAGAUGGGCCAAUCAAUGCAUCAUGGGUCACGAUAGUUGCAGAAAUGUAGAAAGAUUCAAUGUUGGUCAGAAUAUAGCAUGGAUCUCUUCCACGGACGAAAACAAAUCCACUUUGGAACAAAUCAUUCAAUUCUGGUACAACGAAGUAGAUAAAUUUGAUAAAAAUCUAAUUUCUGCAUAUAGUAGAGAUAAGGACGGUGACGUGAUAAGCCAUUAUACUCAACUCGUCUGGGCUAACACAACAAAAGUCGGUUGUGGACGAAUAAAGUUCAAACACGGUGAUUGGAAUAAGCAUUAUCUAGUAUGCAAUUAUGGUCCAACUGGAAAUGUACGAGGUGGAAGAAUAUAUGAAAUCAAGAAAUGAAUUUGAAAAAAAAAUAAAA
Molecule: messenger RNA, 877 nt
Organism: Linepithema humile (Argentine ant)
Lineage: Eukaryota; Metazoa; Arthropoda; Insecta; Hymenoptera; Formicidae
Product: venom allergen 3-like
Cellular component (GO): extracellular region
Source: RefSeq, a predicted model, not a curated record